GCACCAAUUCCUGAGGCACCAACCAAGCCUCUCUUGUUGACUCCGACGCCGAUCGAACGUACAGACGGCCAUGGAGACCCAAGCGCCGGAGAAGGAGAACUACCUCCCUGAAAAGGAUGCGAGGAGCGCACGGGAGAAGGCCAUCGACGAGUGGCUCCCGAUCACCUCGUCGCGGAACGCCAAGUGGUGGUACUCCGCCUUCCACAAUGUCACCGCCAUGGUCGGCGCCGGCGUGCUCAGCCUUCCCUACGCCUUGUCCGAGCUCGGCUGGGGCCCUGGCAUCGCCGUGCUGGUGGUGUCGUGGGUGAUCACGCUGUACACGCUGUGGCAGAUGGUGGAGAUGCACGAGAUGGUGCCCGGAAAGCGGUUCGACCGGUACCACGAGCUGGGGCAGCACGCGUUCGGCGAGAAGCUGGGCCUGUGGAUCGUGGUGCCGCAGCAGCUGGUCGUCGAGGUGGGCGUGAACAUCGUGUACAUGGUGACCGGCGGCAGGUCGCUGAAGAAGUUCCACGACGUGCUGGUGUGCGGCGACGGCGGGGCGUCGUGCGAGGGGAAGGACAACAUCAAGACCACCUACUUCAUCAUGAUCUUCGCCUCCGUCCACUUCGUCCUCUCCCAGCUCCCCAACUUCAACUCCAUCUCCGGCGUGUCGCUGGCCGCCGCCGUCAUGUCGCUCAGCUACUCCACCAUCGCGUGGGGCGCGUCGGUGGACAAGGGCAGGAUGGCGGGCGUGGACUACCACCUGCGCGCGACCACGACCCCCGGCAAGGUGUUCGGCUUCUUCGGCGCGCUGGGCGACGUGGCGUUCGCGUACGCCGGGCACAACGUGGUGCUGGAGAUCCAGGCCACCAUCCCGUCGACUCCCGAGAAGCCGUCCAAGAAGCCCAUGUGGAAGGGCGUCGUCGUCGCCUACGUCGUCGUCGCGCUCUGCUACUUCCCCGUCGCGCUCAUCGGCUACUGGGCGUUCGGCAACAGCGUCCAGGACAACAUCCUCAUCACGCUCAGCAAGCCCAGGUGGCUCAUCGCGCUCGCCAACAUGAUGGUCGUCAUCCACGUCAUUGGCAGCUACCAGAUCUACGCCAUGCCAGUGUUUGACAUGAUAGAGACGGUGCUGGUGAAGAAGCUGCGCUUCCCUCCCGGUCUGACACUGCGUCUCAUCUCUCGGACCGCCUAUGUUGCGUUCACAAUGUUCAUCGCCAUCACCUUCCCCUUCUUCGGCGGACUGCUCGGCUUCUUCGGCGGAUUCGCCUUUGCACCGACGACCUAUUUCCUUCCCUGCGUCAUGUGGCUCGCGAUCUACAAGCCCAAGAGGUUCAGCCUCUCGUGGUUCACCAACUGGAUCUGCAUCAUUCUCGGGGUGAUCCUGAUGAUUCUGUCGCCAAUCGGAGGGCUUCGGCAGAUCAUAAUGGACGCGAAAACGUACCAGUUCUACUCGUAAACUGCUACCAGACACUGAGUUUUUUUGUCGUGCCAACAACAGAGGGGAACUUCCUGGUACCAUGUAUAAGCUGUUACAGAUGUUGGGUUAGUUAUAUAUAUACAUGCAUACGUAUUGUUUCUUAAUGUUCCAAGGUGACCGUGGGUUGUGUAUAUGGUAAAGGAGAAUCGAUGAUGAUGGUUGUCCCAG
Molecule: messenger RNA, 1627 nt
Organism: Zea mays
Lineage: Eukaryota; Viridiplantae; Streptophyta; Magnoliopsida; Poales; Poaceae
Product: Lysine histidine transporter 2
Exons: 7
Coding region: 71-1438 (455 amino acids)
Source: RefSeq, marked provisional